Molecule: messenger RNA, 2843 nt
Organism: Osmia lignaria (orchard mason bee)
Lineage: Eukaryota; Metazoa; Arthropoda; Insecta; Hymenoptera; Megachilidae
Product: BOS complex subunit NCLN
Biological process (GO): regulation of signal transduction
Cellular component (GO): membrane
Source: RefSeq, a predicted model, not a curated record
UAACUUUGCAAUUGAUUGCAAAGUAUGAUACCACUAGAGGCUUCAUAAUGAAGCUUUCAUCUGGUAACGUUGAUAUUUUGAAGUAAUCUGUUAUAAUAGGAUAAAGGAGGCGAUGCUCGUUCUCGAGACCCCACAUUUACGACCCCUCAAAAACGAAGGUAUAUCCAGUCUUGUUGGAUCAUAAUCAUUGCUGAGUUUAUAGAGCAGGAAUACGAAUUGGUCGAAGGCAGCUCGUCGCAUGGUAAUAGGUCAAUGAGAAUAAUUAAGAACUUUGGAAUUUGAUUUACUAAAAACGAUUGGAACCAAAUAUGUGGUUGGAGGAAUGCGAUAGUUUCGCCGAAUUAUGGCGAGGUUAUCUGCCGUAUUAUUUAUUGAUAAUCUUACCGAUUUUCAUUAUUAUCUCUCCGGUUAACCCAGUUGCCGCAUCGCACGAAUUCCCCGUACAUCGGAUGCAUCAGUAUGACUUGCACGGUGUACCGCACGGUUGCCGUAGCGCUCCAAUUUCCUUGGAAGCAAGGUCUCUUACAGGAUGGAGUACCUCCAGACACUGUAUUGUUACAAAAGCCUUAGAUCUUACACCAACUUUGUUUAAUUCAAUCAAACAGAAGGCUGGAGGUUUGAUAGUAGUUUUACCACAAAAAAUCACUGAUUUGACACCAGAGGAGAAACAGCAUAUUAUGAGCUUGGAAGAAACCAUGCUGUUUGGACCAGAGACAACAAUUCCAGUAUAUUUUACUCCAUGGCAUCCAGACCUUCAAACUAUUUUGGAUGAUCUUUCAAAUGGAUUUAUUACCGAUGAGAAAGCUGGCUCAGCAGCUGAAGCCAUGUUUAACUCUGUAUCUGCUAGUGGUUAUCAAGUAGUUGUACCAACUGGACAAGCACUUGCUAAAACAGAUGUGAAAGUGGCUACUUUACAUGGAAAGUUAACUGGCACAGGAGCUGAAGAGAAAUUACCAACAAUAGCUUUGGUAACCCAUUAUGAUAGUGCUGGAGUUGCACCUGAGUUGUCUUUUGGAGCAGACAGUAAUGCAUCUGGAGUAGCCAUGUUAUUGGAAAUAGCAAGAUUAUUCUCUAUUUUAUAUUCUACUAGUAGAUCAAGACCUCAGUACAAUCUUAUUUUCAUUAUAACUGGUGCUGGCAAGCUGAAUUACCAAGGUAGUAAAAAAUGGUUAGAAGAUCAAUUGGAUGGCCUUGAAGGCUCCAUAAUACAAGAUGCAGCUUAUGUAAUUUGUCUCGAUACGGUAUCUACCAGCGAUAAUCUUUACAUUCACGUUUCAAAACCGCCGAAAGAAAAUUCUACGGGUGGUCUCUUUUGCAAAGAACUUAAAGCUGUAUCCGAAUCAUUGAACACUACCUCCGUUGAAGGUGUACAUAAAAAAAUUAAUCUGGCCGAAGAAACUUUAGCUUGGGAACACGAAAGAUACAGCAUUCGUAGAUUACCAGCAACAACGUUAUCUACUUUGAAAAGUCACGAAGAUCCAAUUAGAGCAACAAUCUUAGAUGUUGUACAAACAGGACAGAUAGAUAAGUUGUAUAAACAUACGCAAGUAGUUUCAGAGGCAUUGGCAAGGCAUAUAUAUAAUUUAAGUUCUAGUCAAAUCUUCACUGAACCAUUAGAUGUAUCUAAGGAGUCGUUAUCGUUAUGGUUUAAUUAUUUAGCCUCCCAACCAAGAGCUGCUCCAUUAUUAGCAGACAAAAAUAACAUAUUAGUUGGUACAUUAAAAGAGGGGAUGGCUAGGUAUCUUGGUGAUGUCAAAGUUACCUUACACAGUCCUGAUAAACAGGACCCUGAGUUUGUAUUUUAUGACGUUACAAAAGCUAUGCUAAACGUGUACAGUGUUAAGCCAGCUGUGUUUGAUCUCUUUCUAACAAUUGCCAUUAUUAUAUACUUGGGAAUUGUUUAUGCAAUCGUACACAAUUUCCCUCGUGCAUAUUCUCUAGCGACUCGCUUCUCAAUUAAAAAUAAAACAUCGUGAAUUUAUAUAAAAACAUAACAAAUUUAUUGCAUUGUAAAAAAUUCACAUCAAACCUUUAAUAACAAAUGUUACAAGUAUAAAUUGAAAAUCAAACAGAAUUGUAUGUACAUUAAUUUUCUUCAUAUUAUUCUUCAUUUAGACAUAUUGUAUCGUAGAUAUUUAUAAAAGUUAUAUCGUUAUUAAUUUCGGUAAAGUGUUUGGCCUUUUACCUUUGCUCUCGAUAAAAGCAAUGCAAAUAAUAUUAUAAAUAGUAUUAUAUAAAACUAUUAAUAAAUUGUCAAUUCACGUUUUUUGAUAAAUUACUGCUUAAAAGUACGUGAUAAUUAAGACCAAGUUAUAACAGACCAAAUAGUGAGAUUUCAGAAUGCAAUUUAUGAUAAAAAAGACUGGAAAAUUUUAGUAUAAACACAGAUUCAGAACAUCUAACAUAUAUCUAGUAAUAAAAGUAAAAAUUUCAAAUUAUACAUAGAAUAAUAGGUUGCUAAUUUUGUUAAAAUGCAGGCUGAAUAUUUCUUUUAGUAUACCUACUAAGUAGUCACUACUGUAUUUAUAUUAUAAUAUGCAAUAUUCACACUGUAAUCUACUUCUAAACAUUGUUUCUUGUAUGAAUGAAUGUAAUUCAGUAAUAAUAAUAUAAGAUGAUAAUAAACGGGUAGUAUUACCUAAUAGAAACAAGAUGCUUACAAAGCAGAUUCUUUUGUUAGAAUACGCGAAAAAUUAAUUACUAGAUACCGAUACUGUGAGAACAUUUGUUAGAUAAGGCAAAGCAACUUAAGACAUAAAUUAUUUAAAUAAUAAAUUAUGAUGAAUAUUUAUUAGAAAUUAUUUAAAUAAAAUGUAAAAAGGUUGUAAAAUAAAACUGAAAAU